Solea senegalensis (Senegalese sole) is the source of this 1342-nucleotide messenger RNA. RefSeq names its product nudix (nucleoside diphosphate linked moiety X)-type motif 17 (gene nudt17). The record is from RefSeq and is a predicted model, not a curated record. Gene Ontology annotation, cellular component: cytosol. Gene Ontology annotation, molecular function: NADH pyrophosphatase activity. The coding region runs from base 382 to 1281 and encodes 299 amino acids. NCBI's taxonomy places the organism in Eukaryota, Metazoa, Chordata, Actinopteri, Pleuronectiformes, Soleidae. Gene Ontology annotation, biological process: NAD+ catabolic process; NADP+ catabolic process. The transcript has 9 exons.
AUGUUGAUUCCGGGGAAAUGAAAAUAUCCUCUGGUGUUAGCUGGUUAGCCUGUUAGCCGCUAGCUGUCGGUCUGUUUGUGUUGUUUCUACAGUUUUUCUUGUGUUUCUUGUGUCUCCGUUUGUUUUUUCCGUGUUGACCGGAAACAGAAACAGUUAAAACAAGGAGACGUUUCCGGUUUAAGCGACGUUUGUUCAACUUUAGCUGCGUUUAACGUUAGCAUUAGCGUAAGUUAGCCGUGGUGAGUUCAGGGUCCGUGAGUUUUUUUUUUUUUUACUCAUUCACUUUUGUCCAGAACAGCGCCACCUGCAGGACAAACUGCACACCAUCAACACGGUCUACAGCUACGCCGAGGAGGACAGGCGACGACAGGUGAGGUGAAGAUGGACACAGUGAGGAGGAUCCUGGUUUAUGUUUGUAAAGACCGAGCGUCUCCACAGCGAGCUCAGUUUGUUCAGAGUGUAACCGGUUACUUCAGUGAUGAUGGUGAAGAUCAGGUGGAGGUGAAAUGUUCUCUGGACAAAAACCGUCUCGUCCUCUUCAGAGGAGACAGAGGACAAGGAGGAGGAGUCACGCUGAAGAGGCCCGCCUUCUGCCCCAUCAAGCACCUGUCCGUCACAGAGGCAGCUGCCAUCCCAUUGGACGUCCAGCAGCGUGGAGUGGAUGUGGGCGUGGCCAUACUUCUGCAGACAGCCAAUCAAAGAGUGCUGCUGACUCGCCGGGCGAAGGAGCUGCGUGUUUUUCCUAACGUGUGGGUUCCUCCAGGUGGACACAUGGAACCAGACGAGACGCUGCUGGCUGCUGGUCUCAGAGAGUUACAGGAGGAAACUGGACUGAGUCUUGAACCAGAAGAGGUUUGUCCAAAGAUUCUGGGACUGUGGGAGUCAGUGUAUCCUCCCAUGUUGUCCUCAGGUCGUCCUCAGAGACAUCAUAUCGUCGUCUACAUGCUGCUGCACUCGUCCCUCUCUCACCUGCAGCUUCAGGCGUCCCUCCGCCCGUCACCCGCUGAGGUCAGCGCGUGUCUGUGGGUGGACAACCGUCUGGUCAGAGCCAUCGUGUCGGCGGUGGACGGAGAGGACGGUGACGUGGACCUGAACGACCUGCCGAGCAACAUCAGUGUGUCUCAGGUGUCUGCAGACGCAGCUGCUCUCACCAUCUCUUCUCUGCCGAUCGAGGCGCUGGUUCGUCGGGCGCCGGCGAGCGGCCCGGACGUGGAGCGGGUCAGCACCGGAACCAAGUUUGCCCUGGAGCUGUGGCUGAGGAGCCUGACCUCUGACCUCUGACCUGUAAACCUGUCAUUCAAAUUCUAUAUUUCUUUUUGUCAAUAAAUCAUGUGAACAGAAA